This is a messenger RNA of Chenopodium quinoa (quinoa), 3419 nucleotides long. RefSeq lists its product as uncharacterized. The transcript has 6 exons. Gene Ontology annotation, molecular function: protein binding. The record is from RefSeq and is a predicted model, not a curated record. Bases 1193 to 2170 code for a protein of 325 amino acids. Lineage: Eukaryota; Viridiplantae; Streptophyta; Magnoliopsida; Caryophyllales; Amaranthaceae.
AUUGUCGGCCUAACAAUUUUAACAUUUCGAAGUAGUGAUAUCCAUUUAAAAAAGAAAGAGGCUCGAGUCAACUUUUCUAAGUAUUAUUUUAAUUACAAACUACUGUACAACAUUUUAUUUUGCAUACAAGUAUGAAAUUAAGGGUAUCAACUCACGCGGCUGGUAUAAAAACUUGCGAUGUUUUAUUGAUAAGUUUGUUUUGAAAAAAUUAAUAAUCAAAUCUUUGAGAGUUAAUUAAAAUACGUUACCGUAUUUUAACGCUUAUUAUUAUAGUAUGAAAAACAUAUUCGGUAUAAUUAAGGUUACCCCGAUAAAUGUGUAAGUGGGGUUAGAAAGGGAAAGGUUAUAGAUAGGAACAACACUUUGAUACAGCGGAAAAGAAAAUAGGAACAACACAGAUAGACAAAGGGAGAAUUUAAAAAUUUUGAAAAGGAAAAAUAUUGUUAUAAUUAACAAGAGAAGAAGACUUUAUUUUUUAACUAAAUCUCUAUUCUCUUUAGAAUAAUGCUAUAAACAUCCCUAAGGGUUCGUUGUAUAUAAUAUAUAUCAAACGAGCAUUUUAGCCUAACGGGCUAUAAAAUUGGACAAAAAAUAUGUGUUUCUUUGUCGUUAUUUUUAAUGCUUUCUUCUUGAAAAAAAUGAUGAGUUUUAAAUGAAAAAGAAAGACUACUCCAGAGGUGUUGUAUAUUAUGUCCUCCACUACAUUGAGACGUUUCUAACAUAUACGCACAUGAAUAUACAUAUUUCUCUUACUUAUAAAUUAUUAACAUUGCUCAAAAUGGUUUAUGUUAAACUCCUCAAAAAAAAAAAAAAAAAAAAAGAAAGGUUUCGGUUAAUAGUGCAAAAUGUCAAAAUAAGGCAUUUAUUCAUAAACAGUGGGAAUAAAUAAAAAGUGUAUAUAUUAACUAACGGAGAAAAUAUUAGUAAUAGCCCUGGGGUUUAGGAAAGAAUGGUGUUGAGCUUAAUAGUUAUUUAAAAUUUUAAUAAUGUACUCACCUUAAAUCUGAAGAUAUAAUUAAAAAAAAUUGACCAAUUGAUCUAGAGUCAUAAUAAUUAAUCAUUUAAAGAGAUCCUAAUUUAUCUAUAUAAACUACUCCAUAAUUUGCAAUUGACAACACAAAACAACGAACAUACAAACACAUCAGUCAAGUUCAUUACCUCGUUGUCUAAAGUUCAAGCUUUGCAAUUAGACAUGAAGGAAUGGAAAGGCAGAAACUACAGUUUCGAAUUCACUGAUCCAAGUAAACCAGUUAGGACAUUCAGAACACGAAGGCCUUGCCACUUCAUCUUUGAAAUCGACAACUAUAAACAGCUUGUAGAAUCAAUGGAAAUAGCCAACCUGAAAUAUUUCGAGACACCCGAUUUUACAGUUGGCGAUGAGAAAUGGAGUAUGUGCAUCUAUCCUAACGGAAAUAAGGAAAGGCAAGGGAGUGAUUAUGUGUCUCUAUACUUGAAGAGGCUUAAGAGUGCCGGUCGAAGCAAAGAAGCUAAUGCUUCGAUGAAAUUUUUCAUAUUGGAGCAAAAUUCAGAUGAGUAUCUUGUCAUUGAAGAUUUGGGAGAAAAGCAUUUUGAUGUCCGAGGAAGAAAGUGGGGAAUCGCACAGGCUAUCGCGCUGGAUGAUUUUACAGAUAAAGACAAUGGAUUUCUAGUUGAUAACACUUGUACCUUUGGAGCCGAGGUUUUUAUUACAAGUGCUGAGCCUAGUUACUCGAAGAUGUCGCUAGUCAAUUCCAUUUCCAAAAAUGUAUUUGAAAUUGGUAUUAAAUUUGAUAUCGAAAGUGAUUAUUAUGAUUCUACUACCUUCACCGCUACAUUAGAUGGAAAUACUUACACCUGGAAACUGCGGUUAUACCUAACUGGACAUUCUGAGGGAACUGACUCUCAUGUAUCGCUGUAUCUGAUUCUUGUGGAUAUCAACAAGCUUUCCAAUGGAAGGAGCAUGUUGGUUAAUUUUCAAUUAAGUUUAAAAAAUAAAAGUACUGGAUCGUACUCUUAUUCCAUGCCAGCUGCCCUUGACUGGUACCAUACCAAAAAGGAUUCAUCGGGCUAUUCUAAGUUUAUUGAAAGAGAAGCCUUUUUUAAUUCGACAACCAAAUAUGAUUAUUUACAAACUGCAAAUGUGAAAGUCCAAUUCAAAAGUGUCUUUAUUCUCAAUGACGUUGAUGAAUAAGAUGUUCACAACCACCAUCGAUGCAUACUCUUCAUUUGUAUUGAAUGUUUUUUGGUUGUAAUCAUCGAGUAUGUAUGAAACGAACCAAGGUCUCUUACACAAGGCAUAUUGUGUUAUCCCUAAACGCUUUCUGUAGAGUUACAUGGUUUUACCUUACUCUUAAAGUAAGGGUUUUACAUGUAAUUUCCUUCAUUUCAAUUAAAUUAUAUUAAAUUAUUGUAUUUGUUACCACGUGAUUAUGAAAUAAUUAUGAUGUUGGGAUAUUUACUUCACUAUUAAAUGAUAUGAUAACCUUUUUCAUAGUUGUGAUUUUGUUUUUUUGGUAUUACUUAAGGUAUUUUUUAUAUAUUCUUCUCCGGUUGUAACAUUCAUUGGCUAUAAAUACUAGCUUAAUUCCCGUGCAAUGCACGGUUUUACCAAAAUUUGUAAAGAUAUACAACAAUUCUAUACAAAUUAUUCUCUUAUAAAAAGUAUCAUAAAGAUCCAUAUUUUCUAAAAUUUUCUAUUCAAUAAAUUUUAGCUUGCACCCGUAUGAUAUACAAUAUGAAUAUGACCACUCAAAUGCAAAGUAAAUCAAAUUUUCAAGAAUGGAGCGAGGGAGAUUAUUCAGAAACAUUUUUUAACAAUAACUUGUUCUUUAGCUUGUUAUACACACUGGCGUGCAUAAGUUAUCAUUUAUACUUAAACUAAUAAAUUACUUAAAUCACUUUAUUAUUUUACUUUGCUUUUGACAUUUUAAAAAUCUGGCUUAAAAAUUAUAUAAUCAAAUGAUCUAAUUGUAUGAUAAUUAAUCAAUAAUUCGUAUUAAAAAAAAAAAAAAAAAAAAACUAAACUAAAUAUCAAGCUCUUUUUAUAAUUCUAUUUUUCUUACGUCAAAUAUAAAUUUUUUCUUUACCAAAACUAUUUCUCUUAGAGGGCGCUUAAUACCUUGAAAUUAAUGGCCCAAUGAUAUGGAAGCAAUGUUAUACUAUGUAAUUACCAUAAUAAUCUUUAUUACAUGAAUCUCUAUAUUUUUCAUAACAAAUUCAAAUUUUCCCUUCUUUGCAACCUCACUCUUAUCCUGUUCAAUCAUCAUCUUUAUUAUAGUAAAAAUUUACAUAGAAUAUUGAGAGAUAAAUCUCUACUUUUUUUUUUUCUUGGAACUUAGCUAGUGAUAAGAUAAAAGUUUGUAUGGAAAUUUGUAUUUAUAUUAGAGAUUGGGGGAGAUAAUUGGUCAAUGAUUUAAAUAAUGAAUGUGAUGAAAUGGAAU